UCGAAGAAUUAAAGAAACAAUAUUGUUGGGUGGCAGUAGAAGUGGGUAAAGUUUGACUUGAAAUUGAUCAGGCCAUGUACUUGGCAUUGCCUUAAAAAAGAGUUUGUCAACAAAGCGAAGACAGUCAGCCAGAAGAAGUCACACAGAGUGAGAAAGCUCAAAACAAUGGCCGAUUCAAAAGUAGAGACGAUCUCAAGACUGGCCCAAUGGAGAAUCGAGAAUUUCGGCCCUUGCUCUUACAAAAAGUCUGAUCCUUUCAAGCUCGGAAUUUGGAAUUGGCAUUUUUCUAUAGAGAAGAAUCGGUACCUCUACAUUCGUUUGUUUCCAGAGCCAUCACGGGUGUCCAAAGAACAGCCUCCUCUUGCUCGCUUUGUUCUUAGAGUCUCUAGUUCCGGCCCUGGCCGCAGACCCUACAUCUCCCCUGUUCAUGAAAGAUUGCUUCGCACAAGUGAAGACUUUGUCUGGCCUCUUGAUUCCACCUUCCUUGGUCGCUUCAUCAUUGAUGUUGAGUUUCUCGACUUGAAGAUAUGCCCUUUAAAUGGUGGGGAAGCUAGUCCUGUAUGGCCUGCUGAUGGAUUGAUGCAAUCCGUAUCAACCCAAAGCACUCUCCGAUGCCUCUCUCGCAUGCUUGAUGAGGGCAUCCAUGCUGAUGUCACUAUCAACACUGCUGAUGGCACUUUAAGAGCUCACAAAGCAAUUCUUUCUGCAACUUCUCCUGUGUUCCAAAGCAUGUUCAAUCACGACCUUAAGGAAAAAGAGUCCUCCACAAUCCACAUAAAAGACAUGUCCCUGGAAUCUUGUAUGGCUCUUCUGAGUUACCUGUAUGGAACCAUUAAACAAGAGAAUUUCUGGAAGCACCGGUUGGCACUUCUAGGUGCGGCGAACAGAUAUGACAUUGCAGACCUAAAAGAUGCCUGUGAGGAAAGCCUUCUGGAAGAUAUUAACUCCACAAAUGUCCUUGCAAGACUGCAAGAGGCCUGGUUGUACCAGCUGAAUACGCUGAAGAAAGGAUGCUUGAUGUACUUGUUUGAUUUUGGCAAAAUAUACGAUGUCAGAGAUGAAGUAAACGACUUUUUCAGGCAUGCAGACAGGGACUUGAUGAUGGAAAUGUUUCAAGAGGUGCUUACUGUUUGGAAGCCUGUAUAACUUUCUUUUUAUGGAGUUCUUACCGUCAUGUGCAGUCUGGUGAUUGAUAAUUGUAUAUAGUGUUUGGUUCAAGUAUCCUCUGAGAUUAUCUGUGUGGUUUAAUGGUGCUGUUGUUCUCCUAUGUAUGAUAAAAACAAUUACGAUCCCAGGUGACCUGUUUGGCAUUCGGUUUCGAGUU
Molecule: messenger RNA, 1324 nt
Organism: Prunus avium (sweet cherry)
Lineage: Eukaryota; Viridiplantae; Streptophyta; Magnoliopsida; Rosales; Rosaceae
Product: BTB/POZ domain-containing protein At1g21780-like
Molecular function (GO): protein binding
Source: RefSeq, a predicted model, not a curated record